AUGAUUUCAACAUCAGUGAUCAUCAUGCUUGUGUUUGGAGCCGCUGUCUGCAUGCCGGAGACAGCCAACGAUCAUGAGCAUCAAGAUGUUCACGAGAAUGUGGCGUUGGAGAAACGAUCGCCACACUAUAACUUUGGCCUCGGGAAACGCGCGUACAGCUACGUAUCGGAAUACAAAAGGCUGCCUGUAUACAAUUUCGGAUUAGGAAAACGAUCCCGCCCGUACUCAUUCGGUCUCGGCAAACGUUCAGUUGAAGACGAUCAGAGCGAUGAGGAGUUCCCAAUGGAAAUUGAUCAACCUACUUUGACCGAUAUCUUUGAACAGUAUGACGAAAUGCCAGUAUACGAAGCAAAACGAGCACGCCCAUACAGUUUCGGUCUCGGCAAACGGCUAUCCGAAAAUACUGAUGACGUAGACGAGAAACGAACCCGCAUGUACGACUUUGGACUUGGAAAACGACCUCAGUUAUACAGUUUUGGUUUGGGGAAACGAGCCAGGAACUACAAUUUCGGUCUCGGUAAACGUUACAGCGGCAAAUUCAACUUCGGUCUUGGAAAACGGGAGAGGGAUCUCCACAGGUUUAGCUUCGGUCUAGGCAAAAGAUCGGCGGAUUCUAUCGACGACACCGACAAUUACAUGGACGUUUAG
Messenger RNA from Danaus chrysippus (African queen), 648 nucleotides. Lineage: Eukaryota; Metazoa; Arthropoda; Insecta; Lepidoptera; Nymphalidae. The record is from the annotation of a GenBank genome assembly.